Aspergillus calidoustus is the source of this 663-nucleotide messenger RNA. The record is from the annotation of a GenBank genome assembly. NCBI's taxonomy places the organism in Eukaryota, Fungi, Ascomycota, Eurotiomycetes, Eurotiales, Aspergillaceae.
AUGCUUCCUGCAUUUCAGAUAAAUAAUUUCAAGCCUUGGACUCCCCUUCCCGCGAAACCGUAUCCACCACACAGAACACUCAAUGCGUGCUCCCCACAAACUUCAAAUACCCCUAACUCUGAGCCCUGUCAUGUUCUACUUCCAAGCACUUUGCCGCCUCCCAAACAUCACCUUCCGGCGCGACCGCCGGCCGAAGUAUGCGUGCAUGUCAAUGCCAACACCCAGCUGGAGUCAGAGACAUUCGGGCGUAGUACCGCGUCUCGACGGAGUUCUGGACCACAUGUUCCUGCUCCGGAUCUGAUCCGCCCCUGCUAUCCUCAGGACGAGACUAGGACCCCUACCGAGCCGCCUGGAUUCCAGGAUGAUGACGCAGCGCGUAGUGCCCCGUCUCCAAGUACAUCUAGCUCGACCGAUAGUCUAGAGGACUUCUUCAGGAUACCAGACUCGCCCCAAGACAACAUCCCCAUUGAUCCGGUAAUUCUUGCCAAUCUCGGGCCUUGGGAGAGUGACGACCUCCAGCUACAUGCUCCCCCAGCAGACGGCAUCACUAAUCCGGAGACAACCUGCCUGUAUCCUGAACCUCCAGCCAUUCUCAGAAGUCCAGCUAGCCGUUUUGAAGAGCCUGGCGAAAGGGAUGGUAGUGAUAAUGGCGGUAUUCAGUAA